CUGCUCAGGCCCAAUUACCGUUUAUAUGCAUAUGCUACAUAUAAUGGGCUUGAUAUUAUUCUCGCUCGAACUGGGCCUGGCCCGUCAUAUGAAUGGGUCAUAACCCAUCUAAAGUUUUUCCAUUUUUUCACUGAACUGAAACCCAACUGAUUCAGCAUCGAAAUUCUAUACUCGUAACGCUAACCAUCACACCGUUUGUACCAAAGCCUCAGUGCUUGAGUGGAGCGAAAGAUGAGUUCAUUGAGUUUAGCUUCAAUCUUUGCCGGUGGCUACCGGAGUUUUGUUACGCCAGUCACCGUCUUGCGCACUUUAGCAUCAACACAUGCUUAUUCUUUCCAUAGGCACCAUCCCAAGAAUGCUUUAGCUCGGUUUUCUUUGAAUUCACAUGAGAGAAAGUUUUGCUGUGAAUCCUCAAAACCAGAAGUUGCUUACACAACUAAUACUUCUUGUGUUAAUGGCAACUCAGACUAUGAUCGCUUGCUUCCAUGUCCCUCGUACAAUAGACCACCAAGAAUUGAACACUUAGUUGUCUUAGAGGAAGGGCCUGUACUAGAUUAUAUCUGCAAAGCUCUAGAUCUUCCUCCUCUGUUUGUUGCAGACCUCAUCGAUUUUGGAGCUGUACAUUAUGCCCUUGUGUGCCCACGGCCACCAACAACAGCAACUCCGGAACAGAUUAGGUUAUUUGAAAAGUUUACAGCUCCAUCAGUUCUGAAGAAGAGAUCUUCCAUCAAAGGGAAAACUGUACGAGAAGCACAAAAAACCUUUCGGAUUACUCAUGUUGACCAGUAUCUUGAAGCUGGAACAUAUUUGCGUGUUCAUGUACACCCAAAACGCUUCCCAAGGUGCUAUGACAUUGACUGGAAAUCAAGAAUUAUAGCUGUGACCGACUGUUAUGUUGUUUUGGACAAACCUGCUGGUACAUCAGUAGGAGGAACUGCAGAUAAUAUUGAAGAAAGUUGUGCAACCUUUGCCACUCGUGCCCUGGGAUUAACAACCCCAUUGAAGACUACCCAUCAGAUUGACAAUUGCACAGAGGGUUGUGUUGUGUUAGCUAGGAGUAAGGAGUACUGCUCAGUUUUCCAUGGGAAAAUCAGAGAGAAAAAGGUGAAGAAGCUUUAUCUUGCUCUUGCUGCAUCUCCUGUGCCUGUGGGAGUAAUUAAAAACUACAUGCGCCCUGUUAAUAUUGCUCCAAGACUUCUUUCAGAAGAAUUUGUCAACGGAUGGCACUUGUGUCAACUUGAGGUCUUGGAAUGCAGAAAGGUUCCUUGGCCAGAUGCUGCAAUUGAGGAGAAAUAUUCGGUUGAAGAUUGUGGAUGGCCCUCAAAAGAUUUUGCUUACGAGUGUAAGAUCAACCUUUUGACUGGCCGAACGCAUCAGAUUCGAGCUCAACUGGCUGCCAGUGGUGCACCAUUAGUGGGUGACUCGAUGUAUAUGCCAGCUGCAGUUGCAGAAAUGGCAAAUCCUGGACUUAACCCAUUUGGAAAACAUAGAAAACAGUACACUAACGAGAGUGAUGAGUCAAUGGCUGUUGCCGAGUGGGUUGCACAACACGGGAAGGAGCCAAAAGUUGCUAUUGGUCUUCAGGCCUGUGAAAUUUCAUGGGAUGAGGGCAAGCACAUUUACAAGGCUGGAUCUCCCUGGUGGAGAUGCAGAAUUGCUUAGAAUAAGGAUUUUUGGAUAAUUGCAAUGCAUCACCAAGUUGAAAUUUUUUUUUUUUCUUUUUAUCCCGUAUAGCAGAAGCAUCAGGUCCAUCAGUCAGGUAAUUCGUGUUCAAAAGGUUCUGAAUUUCUGUAGGUUCUGAUUUAACUCAUCUCCAAAGUGAUUCUUUUGCUAUGCACAUUGAUAAAAAAAGAAAGAGAAGAAGAUAUGAUGUGCAGGAAUGGAUUCAAUUCAAAGGAGAAGAAAUUGAGUGGCUUGUGACAUAUAUUGUAAAAGCCAGCUGAGGCAAAUGUAAUUUUGAAUUGUAUUAGUUAGACAUCCAUUUGUAAAACUCUGCUAGUCAAAUAUGCCAUCUAUGGCAGCAUUUAUAACAACUAAGGAGCUAACUUCUCGAGCGAUUAA
Molecule: messenger RNA, 2061 nt
Organism: Ricinus communis (castor bean)
Lineage: Eukaryota; Viridiplantae; Streptophyta; Magnoliopsida; Malpighiales; Euphorbiaceae
Product: RNA pseudouridine synthase 6, chloroplastic
Exons: 9
Coding region: 232-1662 (476 amino acids)
Biological process (GO): pseudouridine synthesis
Molecular function (GO): pseudouridine synthase activity; RNA binding
Source: RefSeq, a predicted model, not a curated record